Xyrichtys novacula (pearly razorfish) is the source of this 9701-nucleotide messenger RNA. NCBI's taxonomy places the organism in Eukaryota, Metazoa, Chordata, Actinopteri, Labriformes, Labridae. The record is from the annotation of a GenBank genome assembly.
AGAGUUUGAAUAAUGAGCAUGCUCACUAGAAGCCGCUGAGCUGCAGUCACUGUUGUGUUUUACUGUCUGCAUCAGCUGGUUCCAUACGGGAAUAUUCGUCACCAGGAGGUAAAAUUACAUUAUUUUUAACCCAUACAGACUCCUUCUUUACCAGCUGAUUUCACCUUUUUCUGCCUAAACCUCAUCGUUUUUACACAAACCGGUAAGUGAGUGAUUAUAUUCACCGCUAUCAUCCACAGACAGUCCAAAUAGUAAACACAAAUGCGUUUGUUAAAUUGAUUAAUGGUGCGACAGAUUUUUUCAAGUAAUCUGAUCAGUGCAGUGUUAGUGAAACUACGUUUCCUCUGAUAUUUACUCUCAAUGUGCGGAUUUUUGUUUCAUUUGUUCAGUUUUUCUCGCUGAUUUCUGCGCAACAUUUGCGUAAAUUAGAUUUAAUCCUGCUGGUCUGUUUGGCUGUCUGCUGCCUCCCUCACCCUCCCUCCUCUGUCAUAUUUCCUCAUGUAUAAACCAAAAAAAAAUAUUUAAAGACCUAAUUUUUUAAAGUAGGCUGGUUAAAUAUAUUCGCACAUUCAGUCCCAGUGGUUCUGAAAACCCAGGCUGCUCAUUGAUUCUGGAUUUUCUGAACAAUUUACAGAAUAUUCUGGACAGGAACAACUAAAGUCUAAGACUUUUCUUUAACAAUCUGCUGUUUUCUGUGGAUUGCAGUCUGGAGGAGGAUCAGCAAUCAUGUUUUACACCUGUGGUCCCAACGAGGCAAUGGUGGUGUCAGGUAAGUCAUGCAUCAAAACCCCUCUCCACACCACCCUUAAACACAGACACACACCAUAACAAAUGAUAAACUAUUGUUGUUUUUUUUUCACUGUAUGUACCCAUUUGAAAGCUGUUUUUUUUUAAUUGGACAGAAUAUACUAAAUACUUGUGCAACUUUGGGCUUUAACAUAUUCUAAAUUGUCUCUAUUUUAACAGCAAAUCUUCCAAAAUGAGGAUUACUUUACAAGUUUGUUGUACAUGGCUGAUUUGCCAAAUGCUACAAAAGUUGUUUUUCUUUUGGACAUUCAAAAAGGUUCUUGAAAACUGUAAGCCUGUUUUUCUUCGUCUAGCACCAGUUAUUUUUAAACUGAAAGCUCGUCUCGCUCUUAUCUCUCCCAGGUUUCUGUCGUUCUCCUCCGCUGAUGAUCCCCGGAGGUCGUGUGUUCGUCAUUCCAUGCAUCCAGCAGAUACAGAGGUUGGAAAUACUCACAUUUCUUAAAGGGAUAUUCCGGCAUGAAAUUAAUUAAAACACACCGUAACGCUGAGUUAGACACCCCUCGAGAGAUGAAUGUUGGCGAACGCUUGCUUCUCUAGUUAUACCAACUUAGUAAUGACCGCACAAUAGCAAUACAGAGAGCCACAUGCUCAGUCAGAACGCCACUCUAUAGCUACAAAUAAUGCUCAGAACAGCACCUAACUUCAUCAACAGGACAUAUAGGGUCAGAGCCAUAGUACUAGCCACCAAACAUCUUUUUAACUUUGACUAAUUUCUUUAGCAAAGAGACUAAACACAACUCACCUACUCUCUUCCAGCAGCCGCUUGUUUGAGACCUCAGGUUAGUCCAUUACGGACUACAGCGGGGUUCCGCAGCUCAAGGAAGAACAUUUAUGAUCAUUUCUUUAUCAUUUCCUUGAAGUAAUAAUCAUCAUAUUAAUCAUUUUGCACUGCAGACGUGGUAGUUCUUCUGCCUUAGCAUCUCGGUCUGAUUGUAUUUCCAUGAAGAAAUGAUCAUAAAUGUUCUUCCUUGAGCUGCGGAACCCCGCUGUAGUCCGUAAUGGACUAGCCUGAGGUCUCGCUACAAACAAGUGACACACAUGAGGCCAGUUCAGGACACGUCGAUCUCUCAGUGAUUGUAGUUCACCUCAUCAUCUCAGACUUAAUGUUUUGUUUGCCUGAGUGCUGUUGUCGGCCUCAAUCCUGCACUUAUUCAGUCCUGCAUUUAGUACACCUGCAACUCAGCACAACACUAAGCGGAAAUGACUCCCCUUUAAUGCGUUUCGUUAGAGCAGCAGGUAAUCAAUAAAUAAUCGUCAUUUCCUCUGUGUCUUUUACUCUGCCUUCUCCAGGAUCUCUCUGAACACCCUGACUCUGAACGUGAAGAGUGAUAAAGUCUACACUCGCCACGGGGUGCCCAUCUCGGUCACCGGGAUAGCUCAGGUCAGUGGGGACAGGUCUGGAUUAACUUGUUGAGAAGGAAACUAAACAUUAUUAUUCACCUGAACACUAUCAUAGAUGCAGAUCUGUGUGUUUACUAAUGGCCCGGUCCUUCUCUUUUAGUGGUUACUGAACCAACAACGAAUUAGACGAUCAUGAAAAAGUUUGAUAUUUCCCACGGUUAUUGAAGGAAUUAAAUAUUUAACAUGUUUCAGACUCAUGACAACUUAAGUGUUUGAAGCAUUUGAGUAAAUCACUACUCAAACAGAAUAAAUACAGUGUUUCACUCAGUUCAGCACAGAUUAUGCAACUGUUAUUAUGGAGAAGACUGCUGACUAGACAGCUGACCAGAAGACGCUCGCUGACACCCGCCUCAGGGAGGGUAAGCCGCAGAAGGUCACUGCUGAAGAGGCUCAGCGCUGUAUCGAAGCAUUUUAAUGGAAAAUUGACUGAAAGGGAAAAUUCUGUUUGGAAAAAGUGCACAAGCACCAGGAAAGAUCACGACCCUGAGAUAAUUAUAAAAAAAAAAAGUAAUGUAAGAAGUUUGGAGAGUGGACUGAGACUGGAGUCGAUGCAUCCAGAGCCACCAUGCACAGAAGUCUUCAGAGACGGGGUUGUAACUGCUGCGUUUUCAAUAUCGUGUUCAUAUCCACACAGAGGAAUGGACUCUAUGAUGUUCAUGUUAGUGCUUCACUCUAGACUGUGUAUUGAACUACUCGCUGCUCCCUGCAGAUGAAGAUCCAGGGUCAGAACAAACAGAUGUUGGCCGCAGCCUGUCAGAUGUUCAUGGGGAAGUCAGAGGCAGAGAUCGCUCAGAUCGCCUUGGAGACGCUGGAGGGACACCAGCGGGCCAUCAUAGCCCACCUGACUGUGGAGGUGAGGAUCUGAGGGGUGUUUGUUUUCAUUUUAAUUCGGGUUUAACAACGUAUUAAAGGGGUAAUCCGGCGUAAAAUUAAUUUAGGGUCAAACACACCGUAACACCGAGUUAGACACCCUGUCGAGAGAUGAAUGUUGCCGACCGCUUGCUUCUCUAGUUACACCAACUUUAGUAACAACCGCAGGAUAGCAAUACACAGCUGUCUGAGGAGCCAUAAAAGAACCUCAACCAAAACGCCACUCUAUAGACACAAAUAAUGCUCAGAACAGCACCUAACUUCAUCAACAGGACAUAUAGGGUCAGAGCCAUAGUACUAGCCACCAAACAUCUUUUUAACUUUGACUAAUUUCUUUAGAAAAGAGACUAAACACAACUCACCUACUCUCUUCCAGCAGCUGCUUGUUUGUAGCGAGACCUCAGGUCAGUCCAUUACAGAUUGCUGUGGGGUUCCGCAGCUCAAGGAAGAACAUUUAUGAUCAUUAUUUCAUCAUUUCCUUGAAUUAAUAAUCCCCAUAUUUAUAAUUUUGCACUGCAGAAGUGGUAGUUCUUCUGCCUUAGCGUCUCGGUCUGAUUGCAUUUACAUGAAGAAAUGAUCAUAAAUGUUCUUCCUUGAGCUGCGGAACCCCGCAGCAGUCUGUAAUAUCCCUUUAAUGAAACCAUGUGACCCAGCUCACAUCAUGAAACCUGGGAGAUUUACUCCAUUUGGAUUUGUUUUAACUGAUUCAGUAAUUUUUGUCCAAAGUUAAAUUGUUCAUGUCAGUAAAAUAUCACGUCACCUUCUGCCUUCUGCCCCGACAGUAAAAAGUCAACAUCCCAGUUGAUAUAUAGUUUUUCUUUUAGGAGAUCUACAAGGACCGGAAGAAGUUCUCCGAGCAGGUUUUUAAGGUGGCCUCCUCAGACCUGGUCAACAUGGGCAUCAGUGUGGUCAGCUACACGCUCAAAGAUGUUCAUGACGACCAGGUAUCAGCAUUUUCCCACACGAGUUCUCAAAUCAGAACUUUUUAAAAUGGAUUGAUAAUUAACUUUUUAUUCAGAAAGAUACUGAAAAACUUCACACAGAGUAAUCACAAAGCAGCAAAGUGAAAUAUAAAGAAUUUAAAGCAUGCUGGAUUAAAUCUUUACCUGUUUUUUUUCCUGUGCAGGAUUAUCUGCAUUCACUGGGGAAAGCUCGGACAGCCCAGGUCCAGAAAGACGCUCGCAUCGGAGAGGCCAAGAACAAGAGAGACGCUGUGAUCAGGGUGAGAUAAGGAGGAUUUUAGCGUCACAUUUAAACAUCUUCAUCAAGUUUUUAAGAGUUUUGAUGUAAAUUUCCCUCCCACUUCUCUCUCUCUGUAUUUGCAGGAGGCCCACGCGAUGCAGGAGAAAGUGUCAGCUCAGUACAAGAACGAGAUCGACAUGGCGAAGGCUCAGAGGGACUAUGAGCUGAAGAAGGCGGCGUAUGACAUCGAGGUUAACACGAAGAAAGCUGAGUCAGAGAUGGCCUACCAGCUGCAGGUACACAAGAGAGGAAAAAAGUCACCUGGUUAUGUUUUCACUGGACAUGUGAGCAUGAUGUAUUAUUGGUAUGAAAGGGUGUCUAACAAAGUUUUUACCAAGAAGAGUGAGUUAUUCAGGAAAUGAGUUCAUGCCAGAAUCGUCCAGUUGUGAUCAAAACAAGGACUCCAGUGUGCGUUCAGUACUUCUAGAAAUUACAAAAUAUAGUGUGCAUUUUUCUAUCUUUCAUUACCAGGUAGCAAAGACUAAGCAGCGUAUCGAGGAGGAGAGGAUGCAGGUCCAGGUGGUGGAGCGGACGCAGCAGAUCAUGCUGCAGGAGCAGGAGAUCGCCCGCAGGGAAAAAGAGCUGGAGGCAAAGGUGAAGAAACCGGCGGACGCCGAGAGGUACCGUCUGGAGAAACUCGCAGAGGCUCAGCGGUGAGUAUACCAGGCUUUCGUCGUUUCUAUCCGUGUGAGUCAAGCGAAACUGAUAUGUGUGAGAAGAAUAGAUGGAUCUGUUUUGGCUUAAUGUUCCUCGACAUCUGCUUAAAAACAAGGUUGGACUGCAUAAUAAGAUCUGUGCUGACUUUUAAUGACACUAAAACAAUUAUUAAUGCCUUUAUUUCCCCAUGAUGAGUUUACUGCAAACAAGAAAUCAAACAGCAGCAAGACUUUAGUCAGGGUCGAACACACGGUAACGAGUAAGACACCCCCUAAAGAGAUGAAUGUUGCCGACCGCUUCCUUCUCUAGUUAUACCAACUUUAGUAACGACCGCACGAUAGCAAUACACAGCGGUCUGAGGAGCUAUAAACAAACCUCAACCAAAACGCCACUCUAUAGACACAAAUAAUGCUCAGAACAGCACCUAACUUCAUCAACAGAACAUAUAGUACAGUAACUCUGUGUUACUGUGUGUUUGACCUUAAAUUAAUUUUACACCAGAAUAUCCCUUUAAUUAAUCAGUGAAUUUUUGCACGUAAAUCUGCUUCAGUUAAGCUGAAACUCUUAUGUUGGUCAGGCUUUGAAGCAGGUUUUUUACUGCUACUGUUCCCACAGAUGUGAGAGAUGAUUUAAAAAAAAGAUCGUUGGGUAAAUUAAAAAAAGACAAAUGCAGGUCAAGGUUGAUUUUGUCCUCACCUGUCAACUUUUUCCAGCCAUCAUUAAACUGAGUCUAGCAAACAAAGUCAGUCGAAUCAUCAUUGAGGUUGAAACUCCCUCAUGUUUUCGUAUCGUUCGUGUUAUUCUUGUAUUUUAGUUAUGGUUCCCUUUUAGCUGAGCUGUCUUUGUCUGACUCUGCAUUUCCCUCUCUCUCUUUCGCUGUCUCUGUCUUGGUCCAGUCUGAAGUUGAUAAUGGAGGCAGAAGCAGAGGCCGAGUCCAUCAGGGUGAGUCAUUGAUCAUUACAGCUGAAUUUAAACUCAGCCGUCUCAUCUCUCUGAAGGACUGAAGCUCAACGACGCUCUCAGGCUCUUUCAGAAACCUCGCUCUUGUUUUUAGACACUGUUUUGUGGGUAAAGUUUCUCUCUCCUGCAGAUGAAAGGGGAGGCUGAAGCGUUUGCAGUGGAGGCCCGGGGUCGGGCUGAGGCUGAGCAAAUGGCCAAGAAGGCGGAGGCCUUCCAGCAGUACAAAGACGGAGCCAUGGUGGACAUGCUGCUGGAGAAACUGCCUCUGGUGAGAGACAUUCACUCUCGGUCUCCUCAAGUUUUCACUGUUCAGCAGAAGUUUCUUAAGGAUUGAUGACUGUUUUAACUUUUUUCCCCUAAAUCUGUUGUCCACCACUAGAUGGCAGAAGAGAUCAGCAAGCCUCUGUGUGAAGCCAACAAGGUGACCAUGGUGUGCAGCGGAGGAGGAGAGGUGGGAGCGGCCAAACUGUCCGGAGAGGUGCUGGACAUCAUGGCCCGCCUGCCUGAGACUUUGGAGAAACUGACCGGAGUCAGCAUCUCCCAGGUAACACAUUCACACCCAUACAAAGGGAUUAUUAUGGGAUAUGUGAUCUGUCGGUGUCACUUAGAAACAUUAUUUAAUUUGUACUAAAUUUUAAAUAUUCUAUUUCUACCAUGUUGGAUUCCUGUGUUUCUCCACUCUUCUUCUUAUUGUACGAAUUUUUUCCUGCAGGGAUAAAUAAAGUUUUUUCUGAUCUUAACUAGAUUUCUUCCUUUUCCCCUCUCCGCUCCUUGUGCAGGUGACCGCUAACACAGAAUAAAGAGAAUCAACCUGCUGGUGACCAGGCGAAUCCACUCUCAUUGUCCUAUCAGCUGCCUGGACUCACGGACGAGUCUGCAGACACCAUCAGCCUCUUUCCUCGUUUCUCGUCUCUCUGACAUCUCGUGUAAACCCGUCUCCCUCCUGUGGCUUUGUCUACAUCGUACUGCGUGUCUGUAUCGUGUUGAAUCUUCCUCCUCUUUUUGAAUUACUUUUCAAACUUCGGUCCCCGUCACCCAGCCUUAUCUGAAGUAUCGCAGCACUUCAGCUGUAACAGUAGACUGUGUGUGCCUGUCCUUGUCCGUCUCGACAAUCUGUCCUUUCCUACCUUCUUCUUUCCUGUCUAACUGUGUGUCCACGCGUCACUCCAAUGAAAAGGUAUUUAUGUGAAUCUUUCCACUGUCUGUUUACAUUUAACGUCUCCUCAUGAUUGCCUCUGCACUGCCUUGCUGCCAAACCGUAAGUGCAUCUUAACACUAGAGUUUUAAAAAAAGCAUACAUGCAAAACCUUCAUGCUACUAACAUGUAUCUAGUCUAAAAAUAGACGAAUCGGAUCAAACCCGCCUCCUGUGGUUUGAUUUUUCAUCCUGUUUUUCUUGCUGAAUUUAUGUUAAAUUUAUCAGCAGUGAUUAAAUUAAUCAAGUAUUUAAAAUAGGAUUAAAAAAACACAUUAACCAAAUUUAAAUACCGUCUGAAAAUAGCAUCAUUGUACUUUUUUUCUUGAUUUCUUGUCUGUACCUGCUGUCAAAUCUUAAACACCAGAGUAGAGCCCCAUUGCUCUUAUAUCUCCAUGUAUUUACUAAAUAAUAUAAGCUAAAGUUGUGGAUGUCCUCUGACCCUCAACUAAUGUUAGGAUCCAUACUGGAUUGGCUGUAUAUUUAUGUGAACCACACGCCUCCUUCACCCCCCUCAUGUUGGGAGUGAAGCCAAAAUACCACUUUGAAGGGUGCUGACAUAUUGCACUAAGGCAUACCAAGAAGUGAUUCGACUCGGGGAGCUGUGAGACUAACGUCUGCCCCCCUUCUGCUGACCAAAACCCACAUUCAACCACAAAUAUCCCUCCAGUUUGUACGAUCCACUGCAGAACAGAUGCGUGGUUAAAGAAAGUUCAGCGAUUUUUGUGUUUGUUUUCUGUCAUCGAUCUUCCUCUUCUUAAACCAGAGCUGUCCGACAGCACAUUACUGCCCUGCGCUUCAUUACCAAAUAACAAAUUAAAACUAAACUGUCAGCAAAAAUAAACAAACAUCAACUAUCACGGGAGAGCUAAUACUUGCCUGCCACCAGAGGGAGCUCUAACAGUAUCGGCUGUUGUGCUGCCCAUUAUUUAAUACAGUUAAGUGUUCACGUGUCUGAUAUAUACAAUUGUCACAUUUUGAACCAUUAUCAGGACGUUACGUUUGUCACAGUUAUUGGAUGUUUAAGUGGUGAUGAAUCAGGGAAUCCAGCUCAAUCUGCAGCGAACCUCAGAGUCAGGAUUUAAGGACUCAUGACACUGAGAGUUUGCACCUCUGUUACCUACCAUAGACUGUAUAUAGAAUAGUAUAUACAGUCUAUGUUACCUACGCUUUAGUGAAAGUGUACCUUAUGUGAUGUACCUUGUUGUGAAUUGUGUCAUAAUUGCCGGUUAUGUAGCAGCUCUAAUGAAGGUGUGGAGUAAAGUUAAGCUUUUACCUUCGACUGUAGCAGGGGAUACCUCAGUGAAGUUAUGCAUCAUUAUUGCUUAAAGACUAAUGAACCAGGUACAAACAGACAGUAAAACCGCUUUUAUGUCUUCAUCUUAUACUUUUAUAUUUUAGAAACGUGUAGGAAAUCCCACCUUGUAUCAUACAUGAGUCAUUUUACAAUUAAUUUAACACACAAACUGAGAGGUACCUCUGGUUUGUCAGCUUCUAAAAUAAGUGGUCUGAAGCCUCUAUCAACAUGCAUUAACAAAUAUACCGUAACUUUUAGCAGGAAUUUAUCGGAAGCCUAGUUGAAAGAGUUUCAGAUAACAUCAGAGUAAAUAUUCGGUCUGUUCGAAGUUACUUAUUAGCUUUCAGAAGUUUCAGGCAUAUGUAAAUUCAGCGCGACUUGACUUAUAUGCGAACCCCAUGAUACCGCCACCCUCUGACUUAUAAUAUGAAAUGUAUGUCACACUUUUCACUUGUAAUUUUAAAAGCUUGAACACUGAAGAAUCGCUACACUGAUUAUAAACAAGAAUAAUCACGAUAUGUUUAUUUAUUUGUCUGACACUGAAUUCUCUGCACUGCUAAAUAUUGUACAACCAAAUGUAUUGAAAUGCUUUCUGGGAUUAAUUUAUCGGUGUCGGUGAACUAAUAUUUGCAUGGAUUGAUCCCUGUUACACUUACACUCCAGUUUAAUCUUGCAGUUAGCUGUGCUCUAUCUAACUGUGUAAUUACCAAAGUAGAGAGAAUUAACUGUUUAUUAGCCAUAGAAAAUGAAAUGUAAUCUCUGAUCUACUGUCAUUGACUGUGUGAUGUGAAAUGGUACUAUAAAGGGGCACUACACAUAGACAUAGAUGUAUUAUAACAUACGUAUAUAUUUGAUACAGCAGCACUGCUUGCUUCACCAUUCACACCUCUACUAACUCACUCAGAGCAUCCUCUACGAGUCAUAUUUAUGUAUUUAUUGUCAAAUAAGUCGAGUUUUCUGUGUUAUUUAAACUUCUUCUGUCGUUUGCUGGUGAAUUUCUGCUAAAGUAUAUGGUAGUACUCUGCUGUAGAUUAUGUAUUAUGACAUUGCUGAGAGGAAACCACGUGUAUUCUACAGGUAUAUAGUGAAUGAUUUCUGUUUAUAACUGUGAUUUGUGCUCAUAAAUGUUUAUUUAUUUGAUUUCUCAAAGUUAUUUUCUUCAGCCUGUAAGUGCUGUUGCUUUUUUUCCUGAUUUUUACAGCUAAGUUUUUCAUCAGUAACUUCUCUCACAUGUAUGUUUGAGUCGUAAUAAAGUGUUUUCUCCACUAUUUAA